AUGAAACUCUUCGGGCAUAAGGCAUCAUCAAUCAUGACGUACAAUGGAACUCGACGUUUCAGGCGGGUCGCUUCUUUUGCGCCAGGCGGGAGUAACCAUGCUGGAGGUAUUCAAUUAUUGGUGUGCACCAGUCUUGGGGGAGAGAGAGGUAGCACUCUGGACACACAGCAGGACGGGACGAUGUUCAACCACGACGUGGCUCUCAUCAAGGAAAUCUUGGGUCGUGGACAAUUUGGAAAGGGCGUUCGUGUGGAGGUUGUCCUCCCGACGAAUGUGGAUGACCCUGGAGUCCACAAAGUCAUCUAA
Molecule: messenger RNA, 306 nt
Organism: Linum trigynum
Lineage: Eukaryota; Viridiplantae; Streptophyta; Magnoliopsida; Malpighiales; Linaceae
Source: the annotation of a GenBank genome assembly